AUGGCGCCCACCGAGUCUGAAAUUUUACAAAACUAUCUCAUCGUCCCAGCCCAGCUGCCAUCCAUCAUCAGUCUUGAAGAAUUCACAGAGCUCUUCCCUAAAGCGCAACGGGCAAACCCACAGAUUCGCUCGCUGUAUCGCGACUUCCAACACCAGAGAAGAACACUUGUGGACACGGUAGCGGAAAACAUAUCGGAAGAGGAGAAGAGAGGCAGAUACAUUAGACGCGACAUCGCAAUUGCCCGACGCAAGGCCGCAAAUGAAGAUGCCGACCAGGAGCUUGAGAUUGAGAGAGCACUUUUUGGCUCAUCUGGAGCCGAAGACCCCAAGCAUACACUUCAAUCUAUUAUUCCCGAAAUGGACACCGCAAUAGCGGAUCUGGAGGCAGAGAUCGGGAGCCUAGAGGCCCAAGAAGCAGCUCUUCUCGAGUCUGUUAAGCAGACUGUCGGCACCAUGAGCGACCUCCGCUAUGGUCGACUCUCUAACCCCAAGCUCAGAGACGAUGUGAUUCAAGGCCUAAAAAGUGUGCAGGAUGCCUGUGAAGGGAAAAGUUGA
Colletotrichum truncatum is the source of this 555-nucleotide messenger RNA. RefSeq names its product cnl2 nkp2 family protein. NCBI's taxonomy places the organism in Eukaryota, Fungi, Ascomycota, Sordariomycetes, Glomerellales, Glomerellaceae. Gene Ontology annotation, biological process: chromosome segregation. Gene Ontology annotation, cellular component: Mis6-Sim4 complex; kinetochore. The record is from RefSeq and is a predicted model, not a curated record.